Messenger RNA from Colletotrichum tamarilloi, 1278 nucleotides. RefSeq lists its product as uncharacterized. The coding region runs from base 1 to 1278 and encodes 425 amino acids. The transcript has 2 exons. The record is from RefSeq and is a predicted model, not a curated record. Lineage: Eukaryota; Fungi; Ascomycota; Sordariomycetes; Glomerellales; Glomerellaceae.
AUGGCACACGCACUCAUCCUUGGCGCCUCGGGCAUCUCAGGCUGGUCCCUCCUCAACCAGGCCCGGACCUACCCCACGCCCACGACCUUCGCCCGCAUCACCGGCACCACGAACCGCCCUCUGACCCUCGAACAGGCGCGGCUGCCUGCAGAUGACCCGCGCCUGGCCCUCGUGUCCGGUAUCGACUUCACGAAGAGCGUGGACGAGGUAGCGGCGGCGCUGAGGGACCAGGUUCCCGACGUGGAGACUGUUUCUCACGUCUUUUACACGGCCUACAUCGACGUAGACGUCUCCAAGGGACAAGCGGUGGCGACAGCAGCCAACACGGAAUUACUCGCCGUGGCGGUCAAAGCAGUCGAAAAGGUGUCGCCGCGCCUCGCCUUCGUCGUCCUGCAGACGGGCGGAAAGGGGUACGGCCUCAUGUACCCUGACAAGGUGACGCUACGCACCCCGCUCCGCGAAGACGCGCCGCGGAUCCCGCGGCCGUGGGCCGACGAGGUGUUUUACUACGCGCAGCACGACCUGCUGCGCGACCUGUCGCGGGGGAAAAACUGGACGUUUUCCGAGAUCCGGCCGGACGUGAUUGUGGGGUUCGCGCCGACGUCGAACGCGAUGAAUAUGGCGAGGGGCAUUGGGAUCUAUCUGUCUGUUUGGCGGCGGGUUUUUGGUACUACUACUACGGGAGCCGGGGGCCUCGGGUCCGGAAACCGAGUGGAGGUGGAGGUGCCGUUCCCGGGGUCGCUGUGGAGUUACCGCGCCACGCAUACGGAUACCAACCAGGACGUGCUUUCCAAGAUGGAAAUUUUCGCGGCGGUGGUGAAUCCGGAAGGGUGCGGCGGGGGAAGAGCCUUCAACGUCGCGGACGGCGGGGCGGUGAUUUCGUGGUCGGUGGUGUGGCCUCGGUUGUGCGAGCGCUUUGGUCUCAUCGGGGUGGCGCCGCCGCCGCCGCCUCCGUCCUCCGAAGCGGCGAUCGACGCCGAGGCAGGGACGGGCACCGCGUCCGGAUCUACUGCCCCGCCGCCGUCGAUGAAGGACUUUAUCGCGGAACACGACGACGCGUGGGUCGCGCUGGCGCGGGAGCACGGGCUGGAUGAGGGCGCUGCUAGAGAGUACAAUUGGGAUUUCCUGCAUGUGAUGCUGGUGGAGUGCGACUUUGACCGCGAGUACGAUCUCACGCGGGUGCGCGAGGUCGGGUUCGAGGAGGGGGUCGAUACGGUGGAGGGGUAUUUUGUUGCCUGGGAGCGGAUGAGGAGUGCGAAGCAGUUGCCGACAGUCUAA